Molecule: messenger RNA, 930 nt
Organism: Trichomonas vaginalis G3
Lineage: Eukaryota; Parabasalia; Trichomonadida; Trichomonadidae
Product: positive regulation of nuclear receptor transcription coactivator protein
Exons: 1
Coding region: 1-930 (309 amino acids)
Biological process (GO): negative regulation of translation; mRNA catabolic process
Cellular component (GO): P-body; CCR4-NOT complex; CCR4-NOT core complex
Source: RefSeq, a predicted model, not a curated record
AUGGGUUAUCGACCACAAACUCCCAACUGGUCAAACGCUCCACAAUUUUUCCCACAAGUACCUUUGCAGCAGAAUCAAUAUUCACAAAUGGCAGUAAGGAAUGAAACAGCAAUUGCGCAAAUAAAAUUAAUUACAUUGUCACAAAAGGAUAGAGCUGAAGCAAUUCAAUCACUAUCUCAUCAGCGUGAACAAAUUCCUAAUAUAGGAGUUUUGUUAUGGGAAUCACCAGCUUCUGUUGCUGCUUUACUCGAAGAAAUUAUUUCUGUUGUACCACACAUUGCCGCAAUUUCUAACUCACCAGUUACAACACAAACAACUAUAUCUAGCAAUCACGCUGCUAGAGUUUGCUAUGCUCUAACUCUUUUUCAAUCAAUUGCAGUUGCAUCAGAUGAAGUACGUACUCAAUUUUUAAAGGCCGAUAUACCAUCAUAUCUAACACCAUUCCUCCAUACAUUAAAUCAAAGUCGUGAAUGUGAGCACUUUAAGCUUGCUUCUCUCGGAAUUAUUGGAACCAUUGCAAUGUCAAACUCCCAAGAAGCAUUUGACUAUUUGAUUUCGAAAGAUUUUGUUCCUCUUUGCUUACGCAUCUUGAAAUUCAGCAGCGAAAUCCACAAAAUUUUUGCAUCUUAUAUUAUUCAACGAAUUUUAUCAACACAAAGAGGAAUCGAUGAGAUUUGUAAAGAUGCUGAAAAAAUAAAGUCUGUACUGGAUGUUCUCUACAACGAAGUCAAAAUUCUCGUUGUAAAUUACAAUCCAAGAAUUGUUCGUAACAUCAUCUUCGCUUACCAGUAUCUAUUUCAGUCGAAGGUUGCUGUGAGUAUUUUGAGCCAAUAUCAAUUCGACGAAUUGGAUACUUUAGCAAAAAGUCAGAAGUGCGAAGAGUCUUUCUUGAAACUCAUUUACCAACUUGUGAACCACCAGUUCGCCUGA